Molecule: messenger RNA, 2624 nt
Organism: Chironomus riparius
Lineage: Eukaryota; Metazoa; Arthropoda; Insecta; Diptera; Chironomidae
Source: the annotation of a GenBank genome assembly
CUAUUAUAAUUUUUGUUAUACUUUAAAGAAGUGAUUACAAAUUUUUUUCUUUAUUAUUUUUAUUUAUACUUUUUAUUGAUAGCUUUUCGUAUAUGUUUUCACUUUAUGCUUAAUUAAAGUGAUGUUGUGAUUAUGUGUUUGUUGGAAACGGCCUAUGAAAUAAUUUAUGAAUAAGAUAUAAGAAUUAGUUUAGUGACGAAAAAAAGAAAAUCGAAACAAUAAAAAAAAGCAACAGGCUAAUAAAAUAUGUCAAAAACAAAACAAAGUUUCGGCAUGGAUUUGAAUGAUGAGGCUUCAAAGUUACUUGAAAAGGCUCUAUCCUCAUUUGAUGGAAUAAUUUUAGAUGAUCGAAAUUCGCAACCAUCAACAUUAAAUGUAUUGUCUGCAGCAACAACACUUUCAUUAGCUUUGCAACAGUGCAAAAAUACCCCUUCUCCGCCGGACAAAGAAACCGCAGAAGUUAUAAAUGCGUGGUUGGAAGUAUAUAUGCCACGCCAAGAUAACUCAUCUGAACGUGUUCGUCGUUUGCAGUCAGAUAAAGAUGCUCUUCAGCUACAAAUCCAAAUUUUAACUGAACAAAUUAAUGCACAAAAUGAUAAAUUAAAAGAUAUGGAGAUGACUAUUAAUGAAAAAAAUCACCAGUUACAAAAUACUGAAGAUUUAUUGAACAGAGAAAUGUUGUCAAGAUCAUCACUGGAAACACAAAAGCUUGAAUUAAUGCAAGCCAUUAGUGAAUUUAAAUUGCAACAAGCCACAUUGGAGCGGGAAAAUUAUGAAUUGCGUACAGGAGUGUUGAAGAGCAGCUUAACAAAUCUUAAUAAUUCACAAUCGCCAUAUAGUAGUAAACGUUAUGCAACGCAACAGAUUGCAGCCAAUAAUCAGAAGAAUAAUAAUACUCUUAGUGGAAGUCAUGGCAAUUUAUCACAAAAUUUGGCUCUUGCUAAUUCUUCAUCGCCUGAAUUUUCUCGACAACGCUCAGACAUUCAUUAUAGUAGUCUUCCAAGACAAUCAUUCGCUACAUCAACAAUGUUGUCGCUAUCCUCAUCGGGGGGUUUAAAUGGAAAUGCUCAAGACAAUUCAGAAAUGAAUAACACACCUCGAAGAAAUGUUGUUUUUGCAGAUAAAGAUAAAGUUAUAGAUGACAGCAUAAAUAUCCCUCAAAGGAGUUAUCAAGUUCAAGCAUUAACAUCUCCAUCGAUGAGUCAUAAGCACAAGGGACUUCGCGGAAUAUUUGAAAAGAUGAAACAUAGUUCUAAUAAUAAUGGAAAUGUUAGUCUAGUUGAGGAUUCUUCAAAUAUUGAAAAUGAAUUUGUACGAGGUGGUAUGAGAGCAACUGCUGGGCCACGAUUAGGUUGGAGUACACAAGAAACUAAUAAGAAACCUUUCAAAGAAUGGGAUUCUGAAAUGUUGUGUGUGUGGUUUGAAGAAUUAGGCUUGGAUUAUGUAAUUGAAAAUGCAAGACGAUGGUUAAAAACUGGAGAAGACAUAUUAACGUGUGCUCCACAAGAUAUUGAAAAGGAACUAAACCUUAAAUCACUCCUUCAUAGAAAAAAAAUCUUGCUAGCUAUGGCUGAUGUAGGUGAACAAGAUAAUGAUGAAAUGCUUAGAAAUGCAGGAAAACUUGAUACAGCAUGGGUUUUAAGAUGGCUUGAUGAUAUUGGGCUACCACAACACAAAGAUGAAUUUAUCGCAGCAAGAGUUGAUGGACGUGUUCUUCAUCGUUUAACAUUUGAUGAUUUGGCAACAAUGCAUAUCAGCUCUUGUCUUCAUGCUGCAAGUUUACGUCGCGGAAUUCAAUUAUUACGUGAGCAGAACUUUAAUCCAGACUGUCUGAUUCGUAGACUUGGUGAAAUUGAUAAAGAUAAAAUUGUUUUCUGGACAUCCCACUGCAUAAUGGAAUGGUUACGUAUGGUUGAUCUAGCAGAAUAUGCUCCGAAUUUACGUGGAUCAGGUGUUCAUGGAAGCCUUAUGGUCAAUGAUGUUAAAUUUAAUGCAGAACUUUUUGCUGAUUUACUCUCAAUUCCUUCAAGUAAAACAUUAUUGAGAAGGCAUUUACAGACACACUUCAAAGACCUUUUAGGUCGUGAUUGCAUUCAACUAAAGCGUGAGGCUGAAAAUACUUUAGGAUAUAUUCCGCUUACAAUCACAGGAAAGAUAAAGACACCUAAAAAGUCACAAUUUUCUCUGAAGCGUAAGAAAAGUAUUAGGAACGAAGAAUCAGAAUUCAGCAACUAUGUGUGCCCAAUGACAGGUAUCUCUUCAGAAAAUAUUCAGAAGGAGUCCGAAGAAUAUGAUGAUUUAGAUUCCAAUGGAAACACAAAAAAUAAUAGUACAGGGCGACCAAGUGUAAGGAGUUGCUUUGCAGCAAAAUAAUGAAUUCAAUAUGACGUUUGUCAUUAACGAAUAAUGGACCAAUAAAGUAUCUACAUGUAUAUUUAAAAUUAAAAGUCUUCCAAAAAGUAGACUUUAAAUUGCUUCAUUUUUAUUCUUUUGUCAUUCAACAAUGACAUUUUUUGCAUUUCUGCUGCACAUAAGCUACUUACUUUCAUUAACAUCCAACUAUUCAUCCCUAUCAGUGAGAUAAUCUGUAAACUAAUAAAUUUACACUAAAAAACAUAUUUUAC